AAGUUGUUUGUGUAAACAGCAGCCCAUAUAUAUAUAUGUAUAUAUACUACUUCUUUCGUUGACUAUGUAAAUAUAUAUGUAUUGUCUCUAGCUAGACAGAAUCCCCACGUAAAUACAUAUCUCAUAGUUUCAAGUUGUAACAAUAGUUCAUCCUUCACACCCCGAUAUACAUCCAGGCACCUUUUAAUCCCAUACACCUGCAUUCAGGGCAUACAGGCCAGUUGUGUGCGUAGAGGACUGACAAUGCACCUAUAUACAUAGAUAGGCUAACGACAGUGACGAUGAAAUGCCCCAAGAUUGUACACUGGGGCCCGCUGGUCACGAUCUGUCUCAUUGCCUUCCACACUCUGGGCACAGAGAUUGUGCUGUACAGAACAUGGAGAGACCACGAGCAGCCGGUGUACCAUUCGAUAGUACACAUGGGUCUUGCAUUCAUGCUGGUGCUGAGCUAUCUGUGCAGCAUGUACCUGGGACCAGGGGAAUUCCCCAUGGCAUGGGAACCCGCUGAUAAACGUGAGCAGCUGCAAUACUGCUACCAGUGCGAACGAUUCAAGCCACCCCGCGCCCACCACUGUCGCGAGUGCGGCACCUGUUGUCCGAAAAUGGACCACCACUGCCCGUGGAUUAAUGGGUGUGUAGGGUGGAAGAAUCAAAAAGCCUUUGUGCUGUUUCUGCUUUAUGUGGUGCUGGAUGGCUUCCACUCCAUGUACAUCAUCGGCUGGCGAGCUUACCUCUUGGUCCAUUUUGGACUUGUAUGGCGACAACCCAUGCUCUUUGCUGACGUGUUCCUUGUGGGCUCGGUUGCCUUCGCCGUAUGGCUGGCCGUGGGGGUCCUUCUGUUCUUCCAGCUCCGCAUAGUCUUGCGCAACAGGAGUGACAUUGAAGCGUGGAUCAUGCUCAAGGCCGAUGAUCGUAGACAACCGGAGGAGGAACCGUUUGCCUUCCCAUAUACUCUGAGCCGGCGAGCCAACUUCGCCGCAGUCUUUGGACCGUCUCCAUUGUGGUGGUUUAUUCCCACGGCAAGCCAUGGCAAUGGGCUGUGGUGGGAUGUGGUGGAGGGAUGUGACCAGUACACACUCACGCGCGAGCAACUGGCGCAGAAGAGGGCCAAGCGCAAAGAGGCGCAGUUGAUGCGCGUGACACAACCGUUCAACAGAGGGUGGUUUGGCUGUGGGUGGGGCCAUCAGACAUGGCGUACUCAUCCUAGCAUGGAUGAUGAACGCCUUGCUGUGGAAGUGAGCGAUUUGCUGCUUAUUACACGGGAUAAGAAACACUGGCUGUAUGGCGAGAAGCUGACUUCGGAAGGAGAAGACUUGUCAAUGGCUGACAGAGCCAAGGCACAUGGGUGGAUGCCACGAACAUGCGCUCAGGAACUAGAUACACACAGCGAUGAGUACGCAGAACUAGCAGGCGAAUAUUUCCAACUGACAACUAAGCCUGUGCAGGCAGUAGGUAAAAGCACUAUUGAUGAAGAAACUAAUGCCGACAUGGAGGCGGAGACCAAGAAGAACCUGUAAUACUGUUUACGAAAACAAACGAAUAAAUUAGGUAUUAAAUUUGUCCA
Molecule: messenger RNA, 1564 nt
Organism: Sphaeroforma arctica JP610
Lineage: Eukaryota; Ichthyosporea; Ichthyophonida
Exons: 10
Coding region: 282-1517 (411 amino acids)
Biological process (GO): protein palmitoylation
Cellular component (GO): Golgi apparatus
Molecular function (GO): palmitoyltransferase activity
Source: RefSeq, a predicted model, not a curated record